ACUAAUCAUGUAUAUUUUGUUUUUGUUUUGAAUAAACUCAUGUAUAUUUACUUUGGUUCGAACCUCAGUUGGGCAAAUGAAAUAAAAGUCCAAGGCUUGAAAAUGAACGCAAUUGAUGGUUGUUGGAGAUGGAACCCUAAUUGGAGAAGCAACCGCCCACAACUCGCAAUGUGUUCCGUAGGAUUUGCUGGGAAAAUGAGUAACAACAUAGGAAAACAUGUUGUAAACUAUGAAGUUACAGACCCUAGUGACAAUGCCUUAAAUCCUCAACCAGGGACUUUGAGAUAUGGGGCUACUGUGAUCAAAGGCAAAAAAUGGAUCACAUUCAAGAGGGACAUGAAAAUUAAGCUCGAUAAACCGUUGCUAAUUAGUAGUUUCACUGCAAUUGAUGGAAGAGGUGCAAAUGUACACAUAGCAGGUAACGCGUGCUUGAGAGUGUUCAGAGCAACCGAUGUAAUCAUCCAUGGCCUUCGAAUCCACCACUGCAAGUCACAGCCACCAAGCACAGUCAUAGGUCCGGACGGACUAGUUUCUCUAGGUGAGGUGGACGGAGACGCAAUAAGAUUGGUUACAGCAUCAAAGGUUUGGAUAGACCACAAUACACUGUACGAGAGUGAAGAUGGUCUUCUCGAUGUCACUCGUGGAUCGACCGAUGUUACCAUCUCAAACAAUUGGUUCAGAGACCAGGACAAGGUAAUGCUUCUCGGACACGACGAUGGCUUCAUCCGGGACAAGAACAUGAAAGUGACAGUAGUGUAUAACCAUUUUGGACCACGUUGCAACCAAAGAAUGCCAAGGAUUCGCCAUGGAUAUGCACAUGUCGUAAACAACUUGUACCAGGAAUGGACGAAAUAUGCAAUUGGGGGAAGCAUGAAUCCUAGUGUUAAAAGCGAAGCCAACGUCUUUAUUGCAUCACAGCAAAACAAAGAGAUCACCUGGAGGAAUGACAUUGUUAACUAUUCCUGGAAAUUUUACUCCAAAGGCGACAUUUUUGAAAAUGGAGCUUCUUUUAUUCAAACAGGUAAAGGUGGAGCCAAACCACACUAUAACAAGGAACAAACUUUCCAAGUUGUCGAUGCCAAAUCUGUUCGGUCAUUGACGAGGGCUUCAGGUGCUCUAACAUGCACUAAACAGUCUAGAUGCUAA
Messenger RNA from Argentina anserina (silverweed cinquefoil), 1146 nucleotides. Its product is annotated as probable pectate lyase 16. Gene Ontology annotation, molecular function: pectate lyase activity. Lineage: Eukaryota; Viridiplantae; Streptophyta; Magnoliopsida; Rosales; Rosaceae. The record is from RefSeq and is a predicted model, not a curated record. The transcript is spliced from 4 exons. The coding region runs from base 40 to 1146 and encodes 368 amino acids.